UUCCCAGAUCAAAACAGACUGGGAGAAUUCCCACUAUUCCACCUGUAUUCCCGGCGAGAUAACCGUUCUGCGUAUUCCAGGCGGGAGAACCGCUUUUGCAGCAUGGCAAUGGAAUGCAUCAAUAACUGCUGCAAAAGCUUCCUAGGCAAUGACAAGGCAAUCAAACAGCCAGUGAUAACGGUGAAGAUGUCCCCUGCCAGAGCCAUCUCAGGUGACCCCAGGAAGAGUAUAGGGGUAUCGGAGGACUAUCUCCUCUCUAAACUCCCACCGGGUGGGAAAGACGUUCCAUUUGUCAUCCCCACGUUCAAACCUUCCUACAUCCAACCGCCAGGCUCACGUUACCUCGGCUACCAGACACCGUGGCUACACACCAGUAGCACCUAUGCAGAGAGGAAGGCUGAGCUGUCAGGGGCCAAUCACAUCAUCUAUAACCCUGACUCCUCCCCCAACAUGUGUCCCAGGACAACACCACACAGCAACCUGAAAAAGACUCCCCGUGGAUCAGGUGGGAAUAUGAAGACUGGAAGACAGAGUCUGAGCAAAUCCAUGUUUGAUCUGUCCAACUCCAGCCACAUACAGACCAUCCAGCACAAGCACCAGACGAUGCUGAUCCAGCAUGAGACUCCCAUCAAAGGCAUACUCAAUCAGUACAACCAAUCAUCGUAUCAAGGCAUUCGCCCUCUUUUGCCCACCGCCCCACACCAGUGUGGCCACUAG
Salvelinus sp. IW2-2015 is the source of this 717-nucleotide messenger RNA. The record is from RefSeq and is a predicted model, not a curated record. Lineage: Eukaryota; Metazoa; Chordata; Actinopteri; Salmoniformes; Salmonidae.